AUGAUGAGAAAAAGGAGCAGCAGUAAACCUAAUUUGAUGAAAUUAUUGGAUUGUUCUCUUGAAAAGUAGGUACUGAGUUGAUAGCAUAAUUUCAAUAAAUAUUUGAUAAAACAUCAAUUGUUAAUAAUAAGGAGGCCAAUUUGAAUUUCAAUGAAUUAUAGCAGUAUUACACACAUUUUUAAGAAGACUUGAAAUUUAUAAGGUACAGUAGAUGGGCAAAAUUUUAUGUCAGAUAAUUAAUAUAUAUUAAAUAGAGUCAAAACAUUUACAGAGUCUACGAGAUCUAGAACAUUUUUGAUAAACUAAAAAGGAGUUGCUAAAUGAAGUUGUUAUUGAGAUUGGGGGAAAUUUUCGGGAAAGAAAUUAAUUAUGAAAAAAAUUAAGUAUCCAUCAUAAAGGAUAAUGAGUUUAAAAAGGAGAUAAUUAAGAUUUUUGGCCAAAGUAGAUAGUUGAAACAAUUAAGUCCUUACUAGGCUUUAAUGUGGAAGAGACUUUUUUGUGAUAAAGAUAAAGGCAUUUAUGAGUGCAGAAUAAAUACUGAAUGUCAAAGUAUGCCGAUAUUGGAUUCUUAGAAUAAUAAAAAUUUUUGGGUCACGAAAAUGAAAAUGUCUUAAUAAUUAAGAAAAGGAAAUAUUAAAAUCUCUUUUAAAAGAUGA
This is a messenger RNA of Paramecium octaurelia, 656 nucleotides long. Lineage: Eukaryota; Ciliophora; Oligohymenophorea; Peniculida; Parameciidae. The record is from the annotation of a GenBank genome assembly.